AUGUCUUCUUUUCUCCCCGUCAAUACCAUCUCCUCGCCACCCGACCGCAUGAUGGAGGACGCGACCACGCCAACCACCCCUCGGGCCCCCGAGGCGCAAAAUCCCUCCAGGCCGAUCGAAGCCACAAAAGGUGAAAGCACCCCCCGAAGCGUAAGCAAUAGCAACGACCCCGCAUCUCGACUCUCAGAUUCCCACAGUCUUCCAUCAGCAUCGGAUGAUCCGGCGCACGCAGAUUCGGAUGGAGACCGUGAAGGCUCGGACCAUGACUCGGACCACAAGGGCAAUGCUCCGCCGUCCAAGAAGAAGAAGGGACAACGGUUCUACUGCACAGAUUAUCCGCCCUGUAACCUAAGCUUUACCCGCAGUGAACAUCUGGCCCGACAUAUCCGAAAACAUACCGGGGAGCGCCCCUUCCAGUGCCACUGUUCGAGGCGAUUCUCGCGGCUGGAUAACUUGCGACAGCAUGCUCAGACUGUACAUGUCAAUGAGGAGAUUCCGGGCGAUUCCUUAGCCGCAACUGGGACCCGAUUUCAACGCCAGAUUCGAACCGACCGCGUGCGCCCGCCAGGUAGAGCGAGGGCUGGCACUGGGGGCAGCCAGGGGACCCAUAGCAGAGGCCACAGCAGAAAUUUGUCCGCCUCCAGUAUAGCUUCCACUGCAUCGACGUACAGCCAGCCCCAAGAAUUUCGCCGUCGACCUCCACCCUUGAUCAUGGCGAACGAUGGAAGAGCCCGGUUGGCCUUGGAUACGAUGGCAGAUCCCCCCAGUACCCCUCCAGGGCAGGUCCGUGGGAUCCCUGGUCAGGCUACCGCCGGCUCCCCUUACACAUCUUCUCAUAUUUUCGCCGCGGGGGGCAACGGCAGCGUUACUGCUUCACCCAUGUCCUCGGCAUCACACGGUUCAGGGUUCUGGGAAGGGAAGACGGCCGCUCGCCGUUUAUCGGUUCCAACGGGGGGCAACCCGUUUGCAUCGCACCCUGUCCACGCUUAUCCGCAUGGCUACCCAGGUGCCGCUGGUACCACACCGUACCACCCCCCCGGAGGGGUGUUUGCAAGCCCGGUCAGCUCCAAUUAUUCGUUGCCUCGCGAUGAGGCAGCCCACAGUGCUGCGGACGCAGAUUUGCGGAGACGAACUUGGCAUCCUUCAACGUACUCUACGGUACAUCGGCCUGCUACUAGUGGGCUGAACAGCUACCAGACCCCCGAAUCGGUUAAUGCAUCCUUUGGAUCUGGUACUUCGGGAGAGCAGCCGACACGGCUACCGGGAAUUGAAAGCUUCGAUAAGGUGGUCUCACAGCGCCCUCUCACCCCUCCUGUGCGCCGAUCCAGUCCCAUGCAAGUGGAUCAGCCGGGCAAACCGUCAUCCCACUAUAACUUUGGGGGAGGAUUUAGCUACAAUCAGCCCUCAGUGCGGCCGCCACCGCCUAUCUCUGGUCCGGGUCACCGUCGCGGACAUGUCUCCUGGGAUAUGUCGUUGCACACCAAUUUAACCGGAUUACAUAUUCGAGACAAGCCCGCGCAGAAGGACGCAUCGCACUGGAGCCAACAAACCAUAGCCGAGCUCCACAAUGUCGGCUCUCGUCCGUCGUCCUCGUACCAACAAAACUUCCAAGAAUAUCGAGCACACGGGAGCCACCAUCCCUCCCACAGUAACGCCACCUCGUCCUCUCAGGCCACACGAACGUCUCCCGAGGAUUCUAGUAGCAGUGAAGGAGUCCACACGCCUUCGACGGCGUCCCUUGAAUACCAUCCGGCGAUUGUACAUAACAGCGGGUAUAUCGAAGCACACCACACUCCCUUUUCGUCGGACACGUCUCAAGCAGCACCUCAGUCCGAUGGAUAUCAAGGGAAACAUGACCCCCGCUCCGACCUGUUCCACCACUCUCGAGAGCCUGGGAUGGGACGACUUGAAGCUCUAGUUGCUGUUGCAACGAGCGAAAAUAAAGGAACUGCGAAGCUUUUCGCAUGA
Aspergillus tanneri is the source of this 1968-nucleotide messenger RNA. RefSeq lists its product as uncharacterized. Gene Ontology annotation, biological process: regulation of transcription by RNA polymerase II. NCBI's taxonomy places the organism in Eukaryota, Fungi, Ascomycota, Eurotiomycetes, Eurotiales, Aspergillaceae. The record is from RefSeq and is a predicted model, not a curated record. Gene Ontology annotation, molecular function: DNA-binding transcription factor activity, RNA polymerase II-specific; RNA polymerase II cis-regulatory region sequence-specific DNA binding. The coding region runs from base 1 to 1968 and encodes 655 amino acids. The transcript has 2 exons.